AUGGAGGAUAUCCACCAUGGAGGCCAUGCGGGAGCCCGACCGCUGGCUUUCGACAUUGACAUCGAUUCCCAUAUGAUGUCCGAUGACUUCUCCUUCGGCUCCCCGUUUAGUCCGACCAACUCUGCCGCCCAGGACGGUAUGCUCCAGGAUCCCAUCUUCCCGGAGUGGAAAACCGGUGCUCAGCGCAGUGGCGAUAGUCCCGAGGAGUUGCAGAAGCAGGAUCCCCUCGCCGCGCAGAUUUGGAAGCUCUACACGCGCACCAAAUCUCAGCUUCCGAAUCAAGAGCGCAUGGAGAAUCUGACUUGGCGGAUGAUGGCCAUGAACUUGAAACGCAAGGAACGGGAACAGCAGCAGCAGGCCAGGUCUUCACAAGCCCAGCAAGAUACCAUCAGUCCCAUCCCAAGCGGCAACGUGCAGUUGCAUCUGUCCGACCAGGCGUCGAACUCGACCACCAUGAACCACGAUGCCACUUCCGAUCCCAUGAACUUGGAUGACUUCAUCGUCCCCUUUGACUCCCCCACCGAUUACUCCUCCCAUCCCCAUGCCGACCGACACUUCACCGCCACCCCGACCGGUAUCCCUAUCAAAGCGCGCAAGAAUCACCCCAUAACUGAUUCCACCGUCGCUGCGUCCUUUGGCCAUCCCCCGCAGGAGCAGCGCAAGGAUAGCGAAUUCGGCUACGUGCCACGUCGAGUGCGCAAGACGAGCGUCGAUGAGCGUCAGUUCUUCAACGGCCUCGGGGUCCCCGGUCGCAAGCGUCCCGCCGAGGCAUCUCCUCAGGUGCCCCCGGUCUCCAACGCCAUGCUGUCGCAGCACUCGGAGCUGUCGGCCGCCCUACCAGAUUAUUCUUUGGACCAUCCGUCCUCGGCCUUUGCCAUGCCGGGCAACGGCACCGUUGGUCCCCGGCGUCACCAGCAUCAGCACUCCGGCGUUCCCUUCGGUCUCGAUACGUAUGGAGUAGGCGGCGAGGAUUCUGGCAUCAAUUCGGCUGGUCCCUACCAGCAGCACUUCGCCUUCUCACCUUCUGAUUCUCCCAUGGCGGCCAGCAAUCCCUUCUCCAACCUCUACGCCCAAACUCCCAUAGCCUCUUCCCUGAACUCUACCGAGUUCUUUUCUCCUCCCCUUCAGGGUAUCACCUCGCUGCAGCCUCGCCACAUGUAUAAUACCAACGGCGAGUUCCAGUCGAGCAGCGUGAGUGGCCCACCCAGCUCCAUGCACUCGUCUGCGUUCUCUCUACCGGGCCCCCAACACGUGGAUCCCUCGCAGGUACUUGGUCCCGGCGAAUUUUCUACGACAGCGCCCAGCAGCAGCAUGUUCACCUUUGGCGGGGACUCUGACAACGAGGACGAGGACGGCAACCAGUUUGAUCGCGGUGGGAUCGCCAUGCCCCAUGACUUUGCUUCAAUGGAGGACUCUGGGGACAUGAACGCGGGUAUGACCUGGGAUAGCGGCUUUCCCGGGUCUGUUCAGUCACUGCCGGGUUUCAACGGCCAGCAUCGCAAGCAUGUUACCAUCGGCUCGACCGACAUGAUGGACGGCCCGCCCGAGUGGCACCACGCGGGCAGCCUGGGCCGUGGCCACGGCUCAGCCGCCUCAGUCAGUGAUGUACGCAACCGAGAGCUGGAUCCUCGUCGGCAGAAAAUCGCUCGUACAUCCUCCACUCCCAACGCCCCGGGGCUGCUGCGACAACAUAUGAAUGGCACUCUCAGUGGGCCGCCGACCAACCACCCUUCUCCCAACACGCCCCCGGAGUCCGGUCUGAGUAGCGCGGUGCCGUCUCGGCCAGCCAGUCCUGGAGGUUCGAAGAACGGAGAUCCCAAUGCCGGUCCGACCACAUGCACAAACUGCUUCACCCAGACCACUCCCCUCUGGCGACGCAAUCCCGAAGGCCAGCCCCUGUGCAAUGCAUGUGGCCUGUUCCUCAAGCUUCACGGCGUCGUUCGGCCGCUUUCUCUGAAGACCGACGUCAUCAAAAAGCGUAACCGCAGCAGUGCCAACAGUCUCGCCGUUGGCACCUCCCGGUCCUCCAAAAAGUCUUCACGCAAAAACUCCGUUGCUCAGGUCGCUCCCAUUAGUGCGGCUGUUUCGCGCGCGCCUAGCGGCACCGCCUCCGAAUCACCACCUGCGAUGACAGGCUCGAGCAAAUCUGGCGUGGUCCCCAUCGCUGCCGCCCCGCCUAAGACUGGACCCCCAGCGGGGGUUGCUCAGGCUCGAGCUGGUGUGCAGGUAGCACCUCGCCGCCAGCGUCGUCUGGAGCGGGCCCCGCCCGGGUCCGAACCGGACACUGACGAGAGUCCCAAGGCGAGCGCACCUUCUGGUCGCUCUAGUCCCACGUUUCCGAACCAUCCUUGUACUUCUCCAUCUUCAAUCCAGACAUCUCCAUUCCGGCCCUCUGGUACUCCUUUCGAAUAUCUUCCCAAGCAAUCUCAUCCUCAGUCUUCUCAUACUCCUCAUCAUUCUCGUCCGGAUCCGUACAAGUACUUCCCGACCCAACAUAAAUGA
This is a messenger RNA of Penicillium maclennaniae, 2502 nucleotides long. Its product is annotated as Nitrogen regulatory protein nrfA. Gene Ontology annotation, molecular function: DNA-binding transcription factor activity, RNA polymerase II-specific; RNA polymerase II cis-regulatory region sequence-specific DNA binding; zinc ion binding. The coding region runs from base 1 to 2502 and encodes 833 amino acids. The record is from RefSeq and is a predicted model, not a curated record. Gene Ontology annotation, biological process: negative regulation of transcription by RNA polymerase II; nitrate assimilation; positive regulation of transcription by RNA polymerase II. The transcript is spliced from 3 exons. Gene Ontology annotation, cellular component: nucleus. Lineage: Eukaryota; Fungi; Ascomycota; Eurotiomycetes; Eurotiales; Aspergillaceae.